This is a messenger RNA of Klebsormidium nitens, 1396 nucleotides long. The record is from the annotation of a GenBank genome assembly. Lineage: Eukaryota; Viridiplantae; Streptophyta; Klebsormidiophyceae; Klebsormidiales; Klebsormidiaceae.
CGGCACUAAGUGCCCGAGCGACCUAAUCCAAGAGUGUCAAAGGGCGCAGCUGGGGAAGCUCUAGCACGAACUUUGAAGAUACAUGUGUUCUGUCAAAUCUGAACAGCAUGUUUGCAGCAUUCAUAGAGUUGACCAUCUGAAGAGGCAGCUGCUAGUAGUAGUGCUGGCGCAUCCGUUAUAAGACUGCUCACGCUGCUGGAUUGCCUACAGGUGGUUGUCGCCUGCGAAAGCAAGGUGUUUUAACAAUCUGCAUCUUGCUUGCAAUCACAUUGGGCGCAAAUUCAAGCAGAGGGCGGGGACAGCAAAGAUGCAGAGGGCAGCGGUGCAGAGGUGCCCGAAGGGCAAUAGCUUGGGAGCAUCGCUUGACACAGGGCUGCAACCAGUGCCUCGAAGCCAUUGUGGCGCCACCUUGAGCGGAUGCAAAGUCUGGUCGUCACAUCCUCGGUGCUUGAGACAGAAGAAGCGUUUGAGCCUUGUCUCUCAUGGAGUCAGGGAGGACAACACCACAUUUUCUUUCACAGGUCAAGCUAAGCACCCGUCGCGCAAAGCACAGGUCACAGCAACAGGGGAAGAGACGAGCAACGGUUAUGUGUCUUCGGAAGUUCGUCACAACGUGUUGAACCAGUCAAAUGGAGGCAAUCGGCCGGGCGGCCCCGGCUCGUCUAGUGGAGAAGUAGAGGUAGAGGGGGCGCAAAAAGCAGCCUCUAGGGGGACAGCAGGAGACUUGACAGCAGAGCAAAAGGCUGCUCUUCAAGCGCUGGAUGCGCAGCUGAAUACGCUAUCGGAUAGCGACCCAAAGGCUGGGCAACUGAGUGCCCGGAGGAAGUUCGCAGAGGAUUUGGCUAGGAAAAGUGGUAGAGCAGUCCCUUCGGAGUCCCCCCCAUCCAAACGAACGCUAGCUGGGGACUACCUUGAUAGCGCUGCCUGGGAUCAGAAAGUGGCGGCUGACAAAGGUUUCGAAUUAGACGACAGUUUCUUGGCCUACACGGGAGCUGCCCUGCUGGUCCUCACCGUCGUGACGAAUCUUUUCUUGAAUAAGUUCUUCCCUCUUCCGACCAAGGCACAGGUUAAGGAGAUGCGAAGAAAAGAUGAGGCCAUGAUGUCUCGUGGAAGGUUUGACACCCAAGACACAGACCUGAGUUCAGCACCUCCUUUACGAGACUCAUAGAGUUCCAAUCUCUGACAAGUUUGUCGAGCGGGGCAGCGUUGAUUUGUAGACUAGAGUGAAUCUGAAGAGUACAACCAAUCCUUUGCACAAACGACAGUCUUCUUUGGAUUGCGUUAUGAUCGCAGAUGAGGAGCUGAGCGCUUGCUUUGAAUCGUCAUGGGGUGCGCACCAUUGCAGGCUGGACUUCAAGUUGUCGUAAUGGAAUGAUGGCGGUAGUGCAUAAAUACU